Gossypium raimondii (Peruvian cotton) is the source of this 456-nucleotide messenger RNA. RefSeq lists its product as uncharacterized. Lineage: Eukaryota; Viridiplantae; Streptophyta; Magnoliopsida; Malvales; Malvaceae. Gene Ontology annotation, molecular function: nucleic acid binding; RNA-DNA hybrid ribonuclease activity. The record is from RefSeq and is a predicted model, not a curated record. The transcript has a single exon. The coding region runs from base 1 to 456 and encodes 151 amino acids.
AUGGAUGUCGCACUAUCAUUACAGUACGCUAACUUUGCUAUUGGUGGUGUUCUUCGAGAUUCAACAAGAGGCUGGUUGUUUGGGUUUGUUAUGAAGGUCGGUGAAUCUAACAUUUUUCAAAUUAAAGCACGAGCUAUAUAUGAAGGACCCACUUUAGAUUGGAAGAAAGGGUUUUCCAAGGUUGUGAUCAAAAGUGACAACGCAUUGAAGAUUGAUAUAAUUGGGAAUGGUUAUGCAAUUGCUAAUAACAUUUUUGAGCUUCGUUUAAUACAUGAUUUAUGCAACCAAGUCUGGCUACUUAACUUUCGACAUGACCUGCGAGAGCUUAAUAGACUGGCAGAUUGCAUGGCCAAAGUUGUUCCUAGUGUUCGUAAAAAGUUAUUGGCUUUUGAAGCCCACAUGAUCAUGCUUGAUAUUUUUUUGAAGAAGAUGUUCAUCAAGCAAUGGUUAAUAUAG